Molecule: messenger RNA, 2636 nt
Organism: Triplophysa rosa
Lineage: Eukaryota; Metazoa; Chordata; Actinopteri; Cypriniformes; Nemacheilidae
Gene: omgb
Product: oligodendrocyte myelin glycoprotein b
Exons: 2
Coding region: 515-1684 (389 amino acids)
Biological process (GO): neuron projection regeneration
Molecular function (GO): protein binding
Source: RefSeq, a predicted model, not a curated record
GAGAGAGAGAUGAUUUGGUUGCGUGUGCAGAUCCAGAAUAUAAAACACUGAAGUCAGCAUCCACCCCCCCACCUCAGCAGUAUGGGCUGAGCCUGUGCUGCAUUCUACCCACCAAUCUCCCCCCCACCCCUCCUUAGACCCUGCCUCCACCUUCUCUCAUGCAUAGCCCGGUAGCUGAUGCUACAGCGGAGGCUAUCCAGAGGUGCCACACGAUCAUGCCUGGACGAAAACCAAGGGUAGGAAAUGGCUAGACGUGGACUCAUACCACAGUAACUGCUACCAGCGAGAGGACAGAGAGGGUGGGCAGGGAAGUGGAGCGAGAGAGCGAGAGAACGACAACAUACGUGAGACAGCAAAGAACGUGGACUCUACCGUCACAGCAGAGUGGAGCAAAAUACAUGACAAAAACAAACUAAGAAAUUGAAAUAGCUUUUCACUGCUUUGGAAAAAAAGGGCGAACAGGGAGAAAGCGCUGGAGAAAGGUUGCGACAGACAGGGACAUGCCUUUGAAGUGAUGGAAAGGAUCAGAACAGCCAACAUCAUACCUGCCUCCAUGCCGACUAACCUCCUCCUGCUUCUGCUGCUCGGGAUGCGCGUGCUGGCCAUUUGCCCACCCAUGUGCACCUGUAGCGGGGGUCACAGAGUAGUGGACUGCUCUGCUCGUGGCUUAAGUCUAUUUCCUGACAGCCUGCAGCACAACAUCCAUUUCCUCAACCUGUCCGAUAACAGGCUCCAAAAUCUCGAUGGCCUCCUCAGCCAUUUUGACCACUUAAGAACUCUGGACAUCUCUUAUAACCACCUCCAGCACCUUCCAGCUGGCCUGCCGCGAGCUCUCUGGGACAUGCAUGCUUCGGGAAACUACAUCCGUCAGCUGGAAAAGAACGACACUGCUUACCAUUGGAACCUUAAGUCACUGGACUUGUCAAAUAAUCAGCUGGAGCGGGUGGUCUUGAUUAACAACACGCUAUCUAGUUUGCGAGCUCUCAAUCUCAGUCAUAACAAAUUCUGGACCGUCCCAACGAACCUGCCUCACAAUUUGGAGACGGUGGACUUAUCUCAUAACUACUUGCUGCAGAUCUUAGCCGGCUCGCUGGACCGCCUGCAGAGACUCUCUAGAUUCUACCUGCAUGCUAAUCGUUUCACCUCAUUGGAUGAAGGCGCCUUCAGUCGGCUAGAAGGACUACAGCUCCUAACACUUGGGGAUAACCCUUGGGCUUGCGAGGAUGAGGCGAACAUUAACCACCUACUGACAUGGAUGCAACAGACCCAAGCAAAAAUCUUGGGAUGCCCCUGCUACACCAGACCCACGUGUGGGCAGGUCCACUUGGCCACCAGGAGAACAUGGCUUUCGGCUGCCUUCACAGAGCCACCACUGGGUGCCGAUGCCCGUUACCCCGACCACCAGGUUACUUCUGGAUAUCUGUCCAAAUCAUCUCUGCUGAACCACCCUCAUAACCCGAACGCUGUUAAUGGUUCUGAGGCAGGAGAGCAAGCUUUGACCAUGGGCAGGGGGUUUCUCACUUCGACCCCGCACAGCUUCACCACCAAGACAAGCACAACGAUUCGAACGCGUAGUGCCAAGAAGGUCCUUCCAGCGCGUAGCACAAGUCACCGAAUCCACAGAUGUAACCCUGUUUUGAAUCUUUUAAGUACUGCAGUAAUUCUCAAUGCUUUGAGUCUGUAAAUCUAGAACUAGACUUAAAAAACUGAAAGAAUGCAAAAAAGAUACUCACCUGUUUGGUUUUCGCAUUGAUCUGACUAUUGCUACCUUCCUGAGCAUUCUUCAAUGCAUACAAUCUCGGGCUGCUUAAAACAAACUUACCGCUUUCGACAGAUGUGACAAAGUACCUUAUGGCUACCGUGUAUACUCACAUCUUCUUGAAUGUAUACAACUACAACACAACUAUCAGUUUCUUGAUGUUGGAAAAAAGAAUGCACUUUUCAUUGAAAAAAGAAUACAUUUUACAAUAUUAUGCUUGAUCAUUGAAGAUUUUUCUUUGUUUAUACCACAUAUUGAAGUAAAACACUACAACGACACUCUAAGAGUUAACAUGAGGUCUAUUAGGCUAAAGAGAAACCGCUUCUGCUGUAUCUAGUAUACACUGCUUUCUAUCAUUACAGCAAGAAUAAAGUGAAAUGGUGUUUAAAACUAUUUUUGCUAUAUUUCAGCUAUGUGGUAACAUGGGAUUUACUACCAUUUUAUAAAAUAACGUCAACUAGCCGAUAGGUUAGGCUGGGUUGAUAACCUGCAGCAAGACAAUCUUAAAGUAAAUGGCCGUUAUAUGCCCAGGGGCUUCCUGCAGUUAAAAGGGCAAUCCCAUGAUGCCUCUCUACAGUACGGGUAACAUCAAGCUUGGCCGACCAUUUCACAACCCUCCAUUAAAUGGUACACAGACAAAAUGAACGUUGCCAUUUUAAACACUUUGUUUUCUCUGAGGUCUGUAAUACAAAUAAGACAAACACAUGCACAAAGCACUUUCUGGGAAUACACCAGAAAGGCUACAGAAUGCAACUUGUGUGUCAUAUUAAAGACUGAAUUAAAUGAUGUUAAAUCCAACAAAAAAAUGAAAGUGUUUAAAGGGGUCAUAUGGCGUGAAUACGUGUUUUUCUGUGUCUUUGGUGUGUUAUAAGUUGCC